GCUGUUAGCACUCCGUCACACCUUUCCCAGGUAGCCAAGAACUUGCAAGGACUUCGAAAUACACGAGUGGAAACUACCGCCAGCUACGAUGAGUACGAGCGUGUCGCCUUUGGGGCCCAUCGACCCGGACUCCGUGCCUGAAGCGGAGACAGAGAAGUCGGCGCCAUGGAUCGUCCGCAAGCUCGUUGGUUCUAUGACUGGACGGAUCGUGAGGUCUUCUUGGGAAACCCUGAGAGCUUCCGGAACGAGCGUCAUCUGUCUUUCACCGUGGGGUGACUCUUCCCCGCUUCUCCUGCCUUGUAUUCGCUUCAGAGACCUUGCGGUACAUACCAUUAUUGCGGCGACGGGUGGCGUCGCAGCCGUCGCGGCUCCUGUCAUGGGACCCGUGUCCGACGCAGUUGUAUCGACAUUUGGCGAUACCAUCCUUGUCGAGAUGGGCAUGCACGUCGGCUUCGAUCUGACCGCGAAGGCCGCAAACGACCUCAUCUUCGACGGUACAAUUCACGAACUCGUUCCUAUACACUCUAGCCGCUUGCAGACGACCGGGAUCAAGACCAUGACCAUCACGUUGAAGUACAAACAUCUACCCGACGAUGCAUCGCUCGGUUUUUACCGCAGCGGGAUCCAUAAAGACAACUCCUUGUUCUCUAGCGUCAUGGAUUACCUCUCAAUCGAGAAGGGGUGGUUUUCACCCUACCUAUUUGCAUCUGGUCGUAGACCCGUCAUCCCGCGCUCCGUUAAGCCCGACAUUGUUUUUUGCCACGGGCCCUUCCUCUCAGGCGACUACAGACUCGGCGAAACUUUGCUCGCGGAAUCCGCGCAAGUGAUCUCCUUCACCAAGGCACCCCCUCCGCCCGCUCCCUCCGAGCAGAGCACUCUGGCGCCAUUGCAGUCCAGCCAUUCCCUCUCGCUGAAACUCCCGAGCCUCUCGCAGACCUUCGCGCGCUCCCGUACGCCCUCUCCUGAGCCCGCGCUUGCCCCCCUCCCACCGCCACCGCAGCCGCGACGGCUCGUCGUCCUCGCGGUCGGCCUCAAGCCGCACCGGGCAGGGCUCUGGACGACCUCCCAGCGCCCGAGCGAGAGCGUGAUCCAGUACCAGCUCCUGAACGGCUGCCCGGCGAUCGUCGUGCCCGCGCGGCUCGGCGCACCGCUCCUCGCCUGGGACACGCUCACGCUCGAGCAGCUCUGGAAGGUGCAGCUGCCCGAGGGCGACGGCCCGCAGACCGCGAGCAAGGACGGGAAGUUCGAGGGGAUCGUGGGCGUGCUGUACGAGUUCCUGGACCUGUGCGUCGAUUGGGAGCGCUUGGUGCUGUCGACCGCGGGAGAGCAGGGCGGGGAGUCCGCUGCGGAUAAGGAGGAGGCGGUGAAGGAUGCCGUCGAGGUCCUCGUCGCGGCUGCGGUGAGAAGCGGGGCAAGCAAGGCCGUGAAGGAUGAGAUCGAUAAGGAGCGGGCUGGGAUUGCGAUGUGGCGCAUUCCUUGA
Messenger RNA from Dichomitus squalens LYAD-421 SS1, 1480 nucleotides. RefSeq lists its product as uncharacterized. The coding region runs from base 89 to 1480 and encodes 463 amino acids. The transcript has 7 exons. The record is from RefSeq and is a predicted model, not a curated record. Lineage: Eukaryota; Fungi; Basidiomycota; Agaricomycetes; Polyporales; Polyporaceae.